Gracilinanus agilis (Agile Gracile Mouse Opossum) is the source of this 1453-nucleotide messenger RNA. RefSeq names its product paxillin-like. The record is from RefSeq and is a predicted model, not a curated record. The transcript is spliced from 5 exons. The annotation marks the transcript as partial. NCBI's taxonomy places the organism in Eukaryota, Metazoa, Chordata, Mammalia, Didelphimorphia, Didelphidae.
CGAGCCCCGAUCGCUCUCUUGUCUCGGCAGUCUCAGCCCCAGUCUCCCGUGUUCGGCUCCGGUGCGAAGAAUCCUGGCGUCCCCGUGUCCCGAGACAGCCUGGGCUCCCCCUGCCCCCGUGGAGCCGGCGAGGAGGAGCAUGUGUACAGCUUCCCCAAUAAGCAGAAAUCAGCUGAGCCUUCGCCAACCAUGAGCUCGUCACUAGGCAGUAACCUGUCGGAACUUGACCGGCUCCUCUUGGAACUGAAUGCUGUCCAGCACCCCGCGUCUGGCUUCUUGGCAGAUGAUGCCAACCAGAGCCCUCCAGUGCCCGGGGGUCUAAGCCCCCACUAUGGCAUCCCUGAGAACAACAGCCCCCUGGGGGGAAAGGCCACCCCUCCUGUGAAGGAGAAGCCCAAGCGGAAUGGAGCCCGGGGCUUGGAGGACCUGCGCCCCAGCGUCGAGAGCCUUCUGGACGAGCUGGAGAGCUCCGUGCCCAGCCCUGUCCCGGCCAUCACUGUGAACCAGGGAGAGAUGAACCAUCCCCAGCGCGUCACGUCCAGCCAGCAGCAGACCCGCAUCUCGGCCUCUUCUGCCACCAGGGAGCUGGACGAGCUGAUGGCCUCCCUCUCGGACUUCAAGGUGCUCUGUGGGCCCGGGUCUUCCCUGUUCCCGUCCCCCUGUGCCCCCACCUUGGGCCUGUGGCCGAAUCUGGGCACACACGCUGCCUACCGCUCCAGCUGCCCGGAGUCCGAGAGGCUCGCUCUGCAGCCUUCCUCUCCUCCCCCCUGUGGUCUGGCAGCUGGGCCUCUCGUUCCCACCAGCCACGACUGUGGGAAACCCAACACCUCGGGCUGGCGGGUGGGCACUGACCAGUAGCUUAUUCUGGGUCUCUUGCCAUGCCCUGAUUCCCUCCCAGCCCAGCCUCCAGGCCUCCCUCCCUCCCACAGCUCAGGGCCGGGCGAGGGCUGCCAGGAUGGCUGCCAGGAUCUAAGUGGCUAUCGAUGGGGAUUGAUCUCUCGAAGAACUUGCUGACCCGGCCUUCCGUUCUGGGUCAGCUGGCAGCCUGGGGGCAGGGCAGGGAGCCGUCCCCCACCGGCCUUGUGAUGAGGAAGGGGCAGCUUUGAACCAGGCUCUGCAGAGGUGGGCUCUGCCCCGGAGAGACCAGAGAAUGUCCUCUGGGCAGCUCUAGUCAGGCACAGGGCAGGAACCCUCGAAUGUGGCCCAUGGUCAGAAGCAUCCCUGUCAGGGGCUCUGCUUUGGGCUGUGUGGUGGUCAGUGACCCAUCUGGGGUGGGGGUGGGGGCCGGAGAAGGCGUGGCUCCUCAGAGGAGACCAACUCAAGGUGGGGAGCCAGGAAGACGGCUUCUUGUUGGACAGAGAAGGCUUCAGAGGCAGGAAGGGAAAGCCCAGCAAGGGACGUUUCUUCAUCAUUCUGGGCUGUAGAGGGCUUCUUUAUAGAGGGCAGGUGUGCA